CAUUAAAAGUUUUCUAAAAAAAGAAAUAAAACGGAAAAUAAAUUCAGAUUCACGAGGAAGGAGCUCUUGAAAAGACUAUGUGGCGGUGUAUUGACAAUGCAGUUGUCCCCGGUAUCAUCAUUAUCAUGAAGCUCUUAAAAUGACUACGUGGUGGUGUAUAUAAGACUGAAUAGUACAUAAAGCACCUUCUCUUAAGCUCAAGUUUAUCAUUUUUAGUUCUGCAUUUCCCUUCCCAGAAUAAGAACUUGCGACCCUUCAUGGAGCAUGAUUUGCUUAUAGAGUACCCAGUGGAAUCAGGUGUUUUGAAGGAAAUUAGUUUCGAUAUCCUAAGUGAAUCAGAUGCUGCCAAAAUUUCAGCCAAGGUAAUAGAACAUGUGAAUGAAGUAACUGAUCCUGCACUGGGACUGCCAAAUCCAGUUAACGAGUGUCGUACUUGUGGGGCAAAAAACUUGAAAGCAUGCGAAGGCCAUUUUGGUUUGAUAAACUUCCCUUUCACAAUCCUUAAUCCAUACUUCAUAUCAGAAGCUGCACGGGUUCUGAAUAAGAUUUGCCCAGGAUGUAAAUCAGCUCGGUCUGAUAAGAUCAAGAUCGUUGGUUCUGCAUCCAGGCAUCUGCAGCAUGCCAAUUGCAAGUAUUGUGAUGGGACCUUAAAAGAUUAUCCGCCAAUGAGAUUUAAAUUAAUUCCAAAUGACAAGUCUGGGAAACUCACAAUUGUAGCAGAAGUGAAUGAGAAAUUUUGGAGCAAGUUCCCUCAUAUUAGUUCAGGAGGAAGUUUGGCUUCUGAUUAUUGGGAUAUAAUUCCACAUGAUGCAGGGCAAGAUGAAAGUUCUUGUCAACACAAAAAAAGAGUUCUAUCACAUGGACAGGUUUAUAGUUUGCUGAAAGAUGCUGAUUCAAGACUUAUUGAGGCAUUUCUCAAAAGGAAAAAUUCAAUCUUCCUGAGUUGUUUUCUUCUGACCCCUAAUUGUCAUCGUGUUACAGAAUUGGGGCACCAUAUGCUAUUUGAUGAAACUAAUAGGCUCUACAGAAAGCUGAUUGACUUUAGAGGGACGCCCAGUGACUUAAGUAUGCAUCUUCUUGAACGCAUAAAGCUCUCAAAGCUGCGUGCGGAAAGGCAAGCAUUUAUAGACCCCGAAUUCAGUGCAUCUGGUUUAAAGUUUUUGAAAGAACUUCUCAUUGCAAAGAGAAGUAAUCACGUUUUUCGCUUGGUGGUAGUCGGCGAUCCCCAGUUAAAUCUAUUUGAAAUUGGCAUUCCAAGUCAUGUUGCAGAAAGUAUACGGAUAGGCGAGCAUCUAAAUUCAUGGAAUUUGGAGAAGUUAGCCGAGCACUGUGAUCUCAUGAUUCUUCAGAAGGGAUGGGUUUUGGUUCGAAGAAAUGACGACUUAGUUCGCAUUAGCAUGUGUGACAAUUUGCAGAAAGGAGAUAUCAUUUAUAGACCUCUUAGUGAUGGAGAUGUCGUGUUAAUAAACCGCCCCCCUUCCAUUCAUCACCAUUCCCUUAUUGCUUUAUCUGUUAGAAUUCUUCCUAUAACUUCAGCUCUUUCUAUAAACCCCCUUAUAUGCUCUCCCUUUCGUGGGGAUUUCGAUGGUGACUGCCUUCAUGGUUAUGUCCCCCAGUCAAUGGACUCCAGAGUGGAGCUCAGGGAACUUGUUGGUCUAGACAAACAAUUGAUUGAUGGACAGAGUGGGAGAAACUUGUUGUCACUAAGCCAUGACAGUUUAACUGCAGCUCAUUUGGUUCUUGAAGAUGGAGUCUUCUUGAACCGGUCUCAGAUUCAACAGCUUCAGAUGUGUUGCCCCCGGCAGUUACCACCACCAGCUGUCUUCGAAGCAUCACCGAAAGGCUCUUGUUAUUGGACCGGGAAGCAGUUAUUUAGUUUGCUCUUGCCGUCAGAUUUUGAUUAUGUUUUUCCAUCUAAUACUAACGGGGCAUGGAUCAGGAAAGGAGAGAUUGUAUCCUCUAACGGAUCUUCUUGGCUACGGGACACUGAUGGGAAUCUUUUCCGUAGUCUUAUCAAGCAUUAUGGAGAUCAGGUUAUUCAUUUCCUGUUUUCUGCACAGGAAGUUUUAAGUGAGUGGUUGUCAAUGAGGGGAUUAAGCGUUUCUUUGUCAGAUCUAUAUCUCUCACCUGACUCGUCCUCCCGCAAGCAUAUGUUGACCGAAAUCUCAUGUGGUUUGAGAGAGGCAGAGAAACUUUCACUUACAACAGUACUAAUGGUGGACAAAAACCAGGAUUUCCUUAUCGGGCUAUUCGAAGAAAAUAAAGAGUCGACCAAUUUUGGUGUCAAGCAGUUAUCUAUUGAGAAACAGAAGUCUGCGGUGCUUAGCCAGUCUUAUGUUUGUGCUUUCAAAGAAGUGUUUCGGGACAUCCAAAGCCUGCUUUAUCAGUACGCUAAUAGGGACAACUCGUUUCUCGCUAUGUUAAAGGCCGGAAGCAAGGGCAACGUUUUGAAAUUGGUACAACAGAGCAUGUGUCUUGGUUUGCAGCAUUCUCUGGUUCCAUUAUCAUUUAAAAUCCCACAUCACCUUUCUUGUGCUGCAUGGAAUGACGAAAAGAAUCAUCCUCGUGAUCUUCAAGAAUACUCUAGAUCUUGCAUCCCUUCUGCUGUGGUGGAAAAUUCUUUCCUUACUGGUUUAAACCCUCUGGAAUGCUAUGUGCAUUCUUUGACAAAUAGGGAGACAUCUUUUAGUGGACAUGCUGAUGUUUCUGGUACACUGACUCGCAAACUUAUGUUCUUCAUGCGGGAUCUCUGCAUUGGAUAUGAUGGAACUGUGAGGAAUCCCUUUGGAAAUCAAGUUGUGCAAUUUUCUUAUUAUAGUACACAAAAAUCAAACACAUUGGGUGGUGGCCAUCCUGUUGGUUCUUUGGCUGGUAGUGCAAUUUCUGAGGCUGCAUACAGUGCUCUGGAUCAACCCAUUAGCGUGCUUGAAUCAUCGCCUCUGCUGAACCUUAAGCAAGUACUGGAGUCAGGGGCAAGAAAAAGUAGUGGUGAAAAAACUGCAUCACUGUUCUUGUCGAAAAUGCUGGGAAGGUGGGUUUAUGGUUUUGAAUAUGGAGCUUUAGAGGUGAAAAAUCAUUUGGAAAGACUUCUGUUUUCUGACCUAGUUUCUGAAGUAAUGAUAUGCUUCUGCCGGGACACAUUGAGAGGCAACCACAGUAGUCCUUGGGUUUGCCAUUUCCACAUAAAUAAGGAAACUGCUAAGAGGAGAAAAUUAAAGUUGCAAUCGAUUACUGAUGCUCUGAACAUAAGUUACACAGCCAUUAAAAUAAAAACAAAAGUUGACCUUCCAAAUCUGCAGAUAACAUGCGUGGAUUGUUUUGUUCAUGACACGUCAAAGGAAGAUUCAAACUUAUGCAUUACAGCUGCUGUUGUUGGGAUUUGUAAAGAUUCAUAUCUGGGGCUGGAAAUCCUUCGUGAUUUUGUGAUACCGUUCCUCCUUACAACAGUUGUUAAAGGAUUCUCAGCAUUCAAAAGGGUUGAUAUCUUAUGGCGGGAGGAGGCACCUGUUUUGCCCAAGCCAUCUUAUAACAGUACAAGGCCUUCUGGUGAACUUUACUUGCGGGUUAUCAUGUCGGAGAACUGUGACAGAACUAAAUUUUGGAGCAUUCUUGUCGACAGUUGCCUUCAAAUAAUGAAGAUGAUUGACUGGGAACGCAGUCGUCCAGAUGACAUACAUGAGAUCUCUGUAGCCUAUGGGAUAGAUGUUGCUUGGAAAUGCUUUUUAAGUGGCCUAAGUUCUGCACUUUCAGAUACUGGCAAGACCAUCCUCCCAGAACAUGUGGUGCUUGCUACUGACUCUCUUUCAUCUUCUGGACAAUUUCUUGCUUUGAGUGCGAAUGGACUGUCACUUCAAAGAAAAGAAAAUGGUUUUUCUACGCCAUUCACUCAAGCAAUCUUUUCAAACCCUGGAGAGAGUUUUCUUAAAGCAGCCAAGUUGGGAUUGUAUGACGAUCUUCGAGGGAGUGCUGAAGCUUUGGCUUGGGGAAAGAUUCCACCUGUUGGUACCGGUUUCCAGUGUGAUAUUUUAUACUCUGGGAAGGGAUUUGAGCUCUCUGAGCCCACUGAUGUGUAUAAACUGCUGGGAAAGCAUGCUGAAUUCCAGAAACAGAGAGUGGCGACCAGUCCUGAGCAAAACCAUGAACUUUCCAGAAAAUCUCUUGCUCAACGCCUGUGUACAUAUGAUGGAAUUUUUUCUGAGAGAGAGAGUAGUUUGUUGUUACCAAAAGCGGUUUUGAGUUCCUUUUCCCUGAAUGACAUUCAGAGGCUCUCAAGGGCAUUGAGGAACAUCUUAUACACGAAUAAUGUGAAUGAUAUUUUGAAGGAUUCUGACAAGUCUGUUGUGAUGAGGGCCUUGUAUUUUCAUCCUCGAAGGAAUGAAAAAAUCGGUACCGGAGCACAUGAUAUCAAGGUUGGUCAGCACAAAGGACAUGGAGACUCCCGCUGUUUCCUUUUGGUGCGCUCUGAUGGAACAGAGGAAGACUUCUCUUAUCACAAAUGUGUACAUCAUGCCCUUGAACUAAUUGCUCCCAAACAGGCAAAAACGUAUAGCUCUCGAUGGUUGAGUUUGGCUCGCUGAUUUCAAUGACGAAUGUAAAUGAAACACCUCAUUUCUUUCUUCCCAUAUUUUUUUUUGUAUGAAUAAUCCUGCAGGCCCUGAAGGGAAACCUCCCGUACCCCUAGGGAGAAUCGAACUAGUGGCUUUUGGAAAAUUUUGUUCCUGGAUUUAAGCCAGUUAAACUAUCUAGUCUUUUAAAGGGCAGUCUGGGGGUAAUCACUUUUAAUAGAAGUAAGAUAGAAAAGCUUUGGAUAGCCCCAAUCUGUUUCAUCUUGAGGGUUAUCCUGGGGUAGAUUGAAAUUAAAACCAAGUCUACUCAAGCUAAUGCCCUAAGAACAAUGCAGUCAGGCGUAAAGUGCACUCAAGGAGCUAGAUUCACAUAUCACUUGAGCCUCAAACUCUCAAAGCCCAUUAAAAAGCACCUAAAUCAUGCAAGGUGCACAAUGUUGAAA
Messenger RNA from Cuscuta epithymum, 5008 nucleotides. The record is from the annotation of a GenBank genome assembly. NCBI's taxonomy places the organism in Eukaryota, Viridiplantae, Streptophyta, Magnoliopsida, Solanales, Convolvulaceae.